Messenger RNA from Motacilla alba alba, 1532 nucleotides. It is a transcript of the gene CLMP, whose product is annotated as CXADR like membrane protein. Gene Ontology annotation, cellular component: cytoplasmic microtubule; membrane; cell surface. NCBI's taxonomy places the organism in Eukaryota, Metazoa, Chordata, Aves, Passeriformes, Motacillidae. The transcript is spliced from 7 exons. Bases 834 to 1532 code for a protein of 232 amino acids. The record is from RefSeq and is a predicted model, not a curated record.
GGAUCUAUCCAAAUCUAGGGUUUGGUUUUGGUCCUAGGAUUCAAAGAUCUAGGUUUUGAUCUUUGUUGUUUUCCCAUAAAUACCUACAGAGCUCUGUGAUCAACACCAAAGGCACCAGAUUCCUUCAGAGCUUCCAGGAGUUGUGCCCCUUGCUGAGGGCUUCAUAAAUAUUUCUGUAUUUCAUAAAAAAUACAAUAUCCUGAACUGAAGGUGACCGAAAGAAUCAGCGAGCCCAGCUCCUGGCUCUGCACGGGGUUUGUUUUCAUCCCCGGAGAGGCAGAGCAGCAUUUUAUCCCUGAUUUUCUUUUGGGGGGAACUAUAGAGAAAUGGUGCGUGGGUGGAGUAACACAGGGAAAGGAAAGAAAGCUUGGAAAACGGGAGUGUGAUGUCCCAAACCACAGGCUGGCAGCCUUGCCCGUGGUUUGCUGCCUUCCUUGAGGCUUUACAAACACUUUCAUAACUGUUCUGAGGGGAGGAAUUUCUGCUCUGCACUCCAAGGCACCGAGACAGGCAAAAUCAUUCCGUGCUGCCGUGGAUGUGAAGUCCUCACCGUGCUGCCUCUGCUUCUUCUCCCCCAGAAACUCCCAGGGCCCUGAAUUUGCAGCACCCAAAACUAAAAAGAGACCCAUCAGGCUGGAUCUGGAUGGAAGAUGGACCAGGGGAUGAAUAGCAGGAGGGAAGAAAGAGUGAAGUUGGUGAUUUUUCUGGCACAUGGAUGCAAUUACACUCAGUGCAUUCCAGAGGCGUUCCUUUGAAUCCUGUGCAGGUCUGCCUGCCGUCCUUGGGAGAGAGGAAGAAAAAGGGAGGAGAAGUCCCUCUUGCUGGGAGACGGAAUGUCUGCAUUUUCAAUCCUCUUCUUAGCUUCCUGCUCCGUGUGGCUCUGCGAGGCUCAGACCGAGUUCAAGAGGGUGGCAGAAGAAAACGUGACCCUGCCCUGCCACCACCGCCUGGGGCUGCUGGAGCAGGGCAGCCUGGACAUCGAGUGGCUGCUGCACAUCUCUGAGACCGUGCAGAAAGCGGUGAUCACCUACUCUGGGGGCCGUGUUUAUGAUGACCUGAACGAGGAGCAGAAGGGCCGUGUCUCCUUCACCUCCAACUUCCUUGCUGGAGAUGCAUCCCUGCAAAUCAUCUCCCUGCAGUCCAGCGAUGCAGGGAAAUACAUCUGCAAGGUCAAGAACGCUGGCCAGUACGAGUGGGCUCGCAUCACCCUCAAGGUCGUGGAGAAACCCUCCAAGCCCAAGUGCUGGCUGGAGGGGGAGAUGCUGGAGGGGAAGGAGCUGUCCCUGCAGUGCCGCUCCGCCUCGGGCACUGCCCCCAUCUCCUACCGCUGGCAGCGCCUCAGCGAGGAGGACGAGAGAGCCGAGCACCUCCCACCCAACUCCAGAGUCAACAUCUCGAACCCCGGGCAGGUCCUGCUGAAGAACCUGACGCAGAUGAGCACGGGGCUGUACCAGUGCGUGGCCACCAACGAGGCGGGCCAGGAGAGCUGCGCGCUGCAGGUGACAGUGCAGCCUGAGGUCCAAAUCGCCUGA